Aspergillus steynii IBT 23096 is the source of this 1206-nucleotide messenger RNA. RefSeq names its product aminotransferase class I and II. The record is from RefSeq and is a predicted model, not a curated record. Bases 1 to 1206 code for a protein of 401 amino acids. NCBI's taxonomy places the organism in Eukaryota, Fungi, Ascomycota, Eurotiomycetes, Eurotiales, Aspergillaceae. Gene Ontology annotation, molecular function: pyridoxal phosphate binding; catalytic activity. The transcript has 2 exons. Gene Ontology annotation, biological process: biosynthetic process.
AUGGUGCCAAUUCCAACCUUCGAGGUGGAAAGAUGGAUGGACGAGUAUGAGAUGACACCAGGGGUGCUGAACACAGCGGAAACAUGCGCAGCGUCAGUGUCGCUGGACGAGUUGGCUGCUCUAGCCGGCAACAAAUCCAAUUCCAACCCCGUUGACACGUCCAUGAGUCUUGUCUAUGGUGCCAUCCGGGGUACUGCUGAUUUGCGUGCCAAGGUCGCCUCGUUGCUUGGUCAAAGUUCCCUGGGAAACAACAAUCUCCUCGGUGCCGAUGAUGUGUUGAUUACGCAGGGGGCUAUCGCAGCGAACUUCCAGGUUCUUUUCACUCUGCUCCGGCCUGGCGAUCACGUUAUUUCAGUAUAUCCCACUUAUCAGCAGCUUUACUGCGUCCCUGAAUCGAUUGGCGCCGAAGUGUCGCUGUGGAAGCUGCAAGAGCACAACGGCUUCGUGCCCGAUAUAAGCGAGCUAGAAGGGCUGAUCAAGCCAAACACAAAGAUGAUUAUCAUCAACAACCCGAACAACCCCACGGGAGUCACAAUCCCAGGCAAAGUUCUCAAAAAGAUUGCCAGUAUUUCCCGGGCGAGAAACUUGGUUCUGUUUGCCGACGAGGUAUACCGACCCCUCUAUCAUGAUCUCUUCCAGGAGGACGCGGAUUUACCCCCCUCGGCUGUGGCAUUGGACUACGACAACGUAGUAGUCACUGGCUCCAUGUCCAAGGCGUAUGCCAUGGCUGGGAUUCGUAUCGGCUGGGUUGCUUCAAAGAACAAAGAAAUCAUAGGGGCUCUGGCUUCAUCUCGGGAUUACACCACCAUUAGCGUUUCUCGAAUCGACGACCAAAUCGCCAACUAUGCACUGUCGGAUGCCAUUCGAUUGCCUCUCUUGAAACGAAACGUCGAACUUGCUAGAAAAAACCUCGACCUGUUGGGUGAUUUCGUUGACAGAUACGGCCAUAUUCUGUCCUGGGUCAAGCCCAAUGCAGGCACGACUGCCUUCAUCAAGAUUGCUCACAACGGUGUUCCUGUGGACGAAGAGACGUUCUGCAAGGACCUUAUCUCCAAGACGAAGGUCUUCUUUGUGCCGGGUCGAAGAUGCUUUGGGGACGGCCAAGACUUUGCGGGUUUCAUUCGUGUGGGCUAUGUUUGCCACACCGAAGUGCUGGAGGAAGCUCUCGCGUUACUGGGUCCUUACCUCGAGAAAACCUUCCCCUAG